AUGGAAGUUUCUGAAGAGAGAGACCUGUAUCUCCAUUCUAUUACAGCGGCCCUGGAGAGACUCAAUUCUGCCGCGAGUGAAUGCCAAUCAAGACUUCUUAGUGAACACGACGGAAGUAUAGAAGACCAUAGCGCCAAUCAGACGGCGCACGACAAUCUCGUACAGGAGGCCUACAAGUUCCUCCAGAUAGCGCAGGGCCCAAUAGAUACUGUUGCCACUUGCUUUGUGAGGACGGCCCAUGUAGCAUGUGCCCGGUCAUUGUUGGAGAUGGGGGCAUUUGAAGGACUCCCCAUUGGGGGCGAGUCCCGGAGUACGAAGGAGCUUGCGGAAGACCUGAACGUCGAUGAAGCUCUGCUAGCCCGAUUGAUGAGGAACUCUGCUCUCUUUGAAGAGACCGGACCGAAUCAAUACAGACACACUCCGUUUUCAGAAGCCUACCUCAGACCUGAAAUUCGGGGUAUGUUUCGCUUUGCAAUGGAUGAGCAUAUGCCAGCUCAUCUAAAGAUGCAUGAAUUCUUGAAGAGCAAUUCAUGGAGGGAGCCAACAUCCACUAGCAAUAAUCCGUACACGUAUGCUCAUGAUACGAAUGGAAAGAGUAUGUGGGAAUACCUAUCUGAGCGGCCAACAAGGAUGGCAUCUUUCAAUGAUGGUAUGACAUUGCAGGCAAUGACCGAGUUGUGGAUGAUAGACCUCUUCCCCUGGGAAAGUCUAUCGGACCAGCAACCUACUCCUACGACAGUGGUCGCAGUGGAUAUCGGUGGUGGUACUGGGAUGGGAAUCUCUCGCAUUCGGUCUUACUGUUGUAGUCUUCCUGGCAAAUUCAUUCUUCAGGAUCAGGCACAUGUGAUCCAAAGUGCAGAUCCACGUGGCAAUGGGAUAGAGAAGAUGGCAUAUGACUUCUUUGAGGAGCAACCCAUUCGAGGAGCUCUUACAUAUCUUAUCCGCCGCUGCCUGCACAAUUGGCCUCAGGAGAGUAUUAUCCAGAUCCUGAAGAACGUCGCCGCGGCAAUGCAGCCAGAGAAGUCCCGGCUUCUCAUUGAGGAAAUCAUUGUUCCUGAUAUGAACGCUGGGAUUGAGGAAGGAUGGAUGGAUAUGAUUAUGAUGAACCUUGGUGCUAAACAGAGAACCUUAAAGGAGUGGGAAGAAGUUCUUGCUUUAGCUGGGUUUGAAGUCAGGAAAAUUUAUCAGAUUCCUGGAAACUGCCACGGUCUCCUUGAGGUGUGGCUGAAGUGA
Messenger RNA from Aspergillus oryzae RIB40, 1233 nucleotides. RefSeq lists its product as uncharacterized. Lineage: Eukaryota; Fungi; Ascomycota; Eurotiomycetes; Eurotiales; Aspergillaceae. The record is from RefSeq and is a predicted model, not a curated record. The transcript is spliced from 5 exons. Bases 1 to 1233 code for a protein of 410 amino acids. Gene Ontology annotation, molecular function: O-methyltransferase activity.